This is a messenger RNA of Sorex araneus (European shrew), 3008 nucleotides long. It is a transcript of the gene TUNAR, whose product is annotated as TCL1 upstream neural differentiation-associated RNA. The record is from RefSeq and is a predicted model, not a curated record. The transcript has 3 exons. Lineage: Eukaryota; Metazoa; Chordata; Mammalia; Eulipotyphla; Soricidae. The coding region runs from base 645 to 842 and encodes 65 amino acids.
GGCGGAGGGAGGAGCUGGGAACGCAGCCUGCGCCGUACCCCGCCACUCCGCUCCCUCCCCUCCCCUCGGAUGCCGCAGCCCCGCGCGCGCGUCAGCGUGGGUUCCCCGGAGCGAGUCGCUAGGUAACCGGGCGGGCCGCGCAGCCCCGCAGCUGGGGAACCCCGCGCGCGGCGUCAGCGGCCGGGGGGCGCACGACCCACCCGCAUCGGGGCCUGCGGAUCCCGGCUGGCCGGCAGCUCCCGCCCGCUGCCUCGGUUCGGAGCUGGCCGCCUCCCCGGAGGGGACCCCGACACCUCCCGCCCCGUCCCCCCCUGCGCAGCCCGUGCGCCCCCGGUCCUCCCGCCGAGCCCCGGGGCGCCGCCCGCACAGCACCCGGCUGCGCCCACACCUCGCCAGCGGCCGACCGGGACAUGAGCAUCGCGCACGGGGGCCAGCGCUCGGAGGCCAGCCCCAGCCGGCGGCGACCAGCGGGUCGGCGCUGCCCAGGAGAAUGAGGCAGGAGCCGGCCGCGGGCUCUUCUUCCUCCUCCCCCUCCUCCUCCUCUUCCUCCUCCUCCUCCUCCUCUUCGCCUUCCUCCGGCUCCGGCGCCCCGGGCCCAGGCCCGGCUCUGCUGUGUGCCCCGCGCGCCCCCCGCCCGCCUCCGGAUGCGCUGCUCGGUUAGCCUGGGGAGGAAGAUAAAGACGUUUGCCACCAAGAUGGUGCUCACGAGUGGCAGUGAUGAAGACAGAGGGGGCCAGGAGAAAGAGAGCAAGGAGGAGAGUGUCUUGGCGAUGCUGGGCAUCAUCGGGACCAUCCUGAACCUCGUGGUGAUCAUCUUUGUGUACAUAUACACCACCCUGUGAAUGGCCCCCACGCAAUGGGAGGCCGCUGUGUGGCUCGACCGGAAGCCCAGCGCCGUGGCCGUCGGGCCCACGUGGCCACACACACAGGAACGGCCGCACCUUCGAACUUCGUCCAAGGGCCCAGAAAUAAGCCUCUCCUGCCGCCAGGAGCAGACCCUAAAGCACAAUGAAUCCCACGGAACUCACUCACUCCUCGAGGAACUCUGUGUCCUUGGCCCGGGGCCCGCAAGAGCCCAGGGAAACUCCGCCUCCGACAACUCAUGGAGAGCACGGGUGCGGGAAUCCAUCAGCCGGGCCUGCUGACCCCUCCGGCGCUGGUCAGCGUGGCCCCCAGGACGCCACGCAGCUCAUCUUCACCCUCCGAUCAGUAGGAGAAACCCCCCACCCCGCCGUCCUUGGGCCGACAUCCCAUCCAUCCCAAGUGUCUAUUUGAUACCCGGAGAUAACUUAUUUUUCUUUUUUUCAUUGGCUUGACGUGUGUUAUCUGUUCGUAUUAAGGUUUAUAAAGAUAUAUUUUUAAUAAACGUGCUCUAUUUUUUAGCAUGAACCAAAUAUUGGGAGAGGCGCUCCUGGAUUCAUAGAGCUUUCCUUGUUUCCAUCAGCUUUCCCCGAGACUGCAGACAUUCCGUCGUGUCGCCAUUGCAGAUUUACCUCUCUUGACAUGUGUCAUCCUUCUCUCCCUCCCUGCCUCCCCCCACAUCUCUUUGUCUCUGUCUCUCUCUCUCUCUACUUAACCUGGAGGAUAUUUUUCCAUACUACCAGCCGUGGGCUUGGUUGGUGCAUGUUUUAAGAUUGUCCCGUUGAGUGGCCUUUUGUUACUCAAUCCGAGAUUUAAAAUGACUGUGGGUGUGUGGACUUUAGGGGUACUGUAUCCUUACCGAGAAUGAUGCAUGAACAAGGGCUGAAUGAGAGAUCAGCUUCAAACACACGCGCGCACACACAUACACACACACAACCAUUUUACAAGGACUACCAGUGGGGAUGCCUGUGUCUUUGCACAUGAACCCUAGGACUUUGGGUUUGCUGUGGGCACCAUUAUUUCAUUCUUGUGACCAUUUGUUGAUCAGAUCUUGAUUUUAAUGGCCUCGUGCAAGAGGAGCAGUUCAGUAUUUGGUGCAUAAUUCCUUCCUCAGUGAGCCGCCUUGGGGAGGAAGGUGGGUGUGAAAACACACGAAACCCCCUCCCCAGGAGAGUUCAUGUGGCCUAUUUCGGACUCUGAGGCCACCCCCCGACAGGUGACACGUCCCAGGCACAGGAAGGGGACCUAGCGAUAGCCCUAGAGGACCUUUGUGCUUCGUGGCACUCCCCCUGUGGACUACUUGAAGCCACUUCCUUGCUGGCUGGGAGGUGGGAUCAACACAAGUUUGCCCUGUCUGCCCACAGGCCUUUGUGUCUGUAGAGAGCAGCCUUAAAGAGAGCGGCCGAACUCACCGGCCUGUGCCAGCUGUGCCCGGGGGGGGGGGCAAAACAGCCGCCGCCCACCUGCUUGGAUUCAGUGUGCCAGGAGGUUCUGCUGCCAGACUGUCCCUUCCCCAAGCGGUGGGCUGUGAGAUUCCAACCCGGACAGCCAUUUGCUGGGCUCUGCUAAGAACCGGACUCUUGUAGAUCUUAAAGCCCCCGACGCUGGCCUUCCCCACCAGAGAGAAGCGAGCUGGCAAGACCGGGAAAUAGCCCUGGUGUCACUGAAUCGCGCAGUAACCCAGGGGAAGAGCCAGUGAGAGACAGGAGUGCUCAGUAAGUCCAGGAAGUGUGGCCAUGAGUAGUGAGUUAGAACUCUGACCCCGUCCUUGGGGUUCCCUAGUCCCGCAGGGACUGGGUACUGCAGGCUACUGGGGCGAUCCUGGGGUGACGUCCAGCUGCCCCCAGGGUCGGCUGGGGGAGGAGGCGGAGAGGGAGCAAGUGAACGAAGGGGCUGUCCGGGGCCAGGACGUGCACCCCACAGCUUCCCGGGGGCGGCUCUGCACCUCUCCCUAAGCUAAGCUGCACCCCUCGGGGUCACUGCAGGUUGUGACAUGAUAAGGAGGUGCCCGAGGAGGCUGGUCAGCAAGGAAGGGAAUGGGGCGUGGGGGGAGGGAGGCAGCUACCACGCUCUGUGUGAUUCCCGGAAAGACUAUGGAAAUGUUUAACGGUGAAAAGAGUAAAUAAAGGUGCAAUGGAAAACAAAAA